Haemonchus placei is the source of this 630-nucleotide messenger RNA. The record is from the annotation of a GenBank genome assembly. Lineage: Eukaryota; Metazoa; Nematoda; Chromadorea; Rhabditida; Trichostrongylidae.
AUGACUGACAGAGUUUACACGCCCACCACAAGAUUGCCAUCAAAACCGAAGAAGGAAGUCAGAUGCACCUUAAAGGUGUGCUUGUCUGCUAUGCUGGCUGAGUUCGUUGAGGAUGCCGUACGCAUCGCACGCAACACGCUUCAUAUCAAAACAAUAUCAGAGCUCAUAAUUGCAUUCCCGUUCGCCGAAUCCAUGUAUUUGAGCGAUAGUGAAUGGAUGCAACAAGUGCGACCAGUCUGGGCCGCCGUUGAGGAUUUGGUUGACAAGGGUUUUGUCCGCUCAAUUGGAGUUUCUGAUCUCGACGUCAACCGGUUGCGAUUGCUCUGUCAAGAUGCAAAACGACAUAAACCGACGAUACAGCAUUACAGUUUCGACGCUAUGAUAAGCUGUGAGGUACCGUCUGAGUUGUUCAUUUAUGCUGAGGCAAAUGGUAUUCAGCUGGCCACACACGACGAUCCCAAGAACUGGGUUUUCGAUGAAGAGGUGCUCGAGUCGAUCAAUAAAAUCACUCACUCUGGAACGGAUGUUGUGACAAAAUGGAUCGCGAAGUACACAUGCUGCGUUCCGGAGACGUCACACGAGACAGCUAAAGGCUACUUCGUCCACGUUACGAACAAACCAGCCCACUGA